AUGGCAUCUAAGAGGAACACGGUGAAUUCUCCCUCUAUCCAGUUGCCGCCCCAAGCUGCCACGACUGCCUCAGCCAAGGGGAAUACAAAACUUGUCCCCGUGGCACAGAGAGCAGCCACCACUACCCCUGGAACGGGGGGCGACGAACUCGACGAAUCCGUGACCCUCCACCGGGAGGAUACCAUGGGCAGCACCAGCGACAGCGACGACUCGCUGAAUGAUCCUUUCGAAAAGGCGCAAACAUCUAAAAAGCGUUUGAGGCAAGAGGAUACCCCGUCACCGGGGGCACAAGCGCCCCCAAGAAGACCACGAGUCGAGUACUCGGCAACAGCGGGUCAAGAUCCCUCCCCACUACCACCAGAAGUUCGUCAGUUGAGUGAGUCCCCACUGGCUGCUCCAGAAGUGAUUGAAAUCACUACCAGCCCCCCCGCGGUGGCGAUGGAUGAGCAGCCAGAGGAACCCACCAUCGAUCCCGACCUCUAUAGAUAUCUCCUUUCGUCAAAGGAUGAGGUCGAGGAUCAACUAUAUGAGGGGACUCUGAGCUCAACUGACAAUCUCGUAGGUCUGAUAGAUGCUGGCAUGGAGGCCAGCGAUCAAGAGCUAUCCUCUUUUAUCGAAACCUGGAUCAACCAGAAUUUCGAAAAGAGGAAGACCACUCGACCUGGGAGGAGGGCCGCUGUGCCACCUGACACACAAGCGGUGGAGGUGCGUUCCGGGAGCAACCCCAAGGCGCGUCCCUCGGCCGCAGGUUGUCAGGCAAAGGGCAGAGGGAAAGGGACACAGAAAGCUAGGCACUACGGAAAGCAGUCCACAGGGAACAAUCCUAGAGCAGCCCUGUAUAAAAAUGCUCAGGAUCUGUUCAAUAAGAACAAGACAACGAUCGCUCAUGACCUUUCAGAACGAAGACCAGUGAAAAGGAGUUAUGUCUGUCCUCCGAAAUUCAUCAGGCAGGGGCAUAGGUGUUACUACUUCAGCAAAGAUGUGGCAACGUGGCAAGAAGCAAUGUUCCGGUGUCGAGAUAUGCACAGCAAUAUUGCCAUAAUAAAAAAUGCUCACCAGGAUGAACUAAUAAGACGCGUUCUUAGUAAAAAAUCAUUAGAUCCUACCCAGCGAUGGUUAGGAGGUGUUUAUGACUGGCAAAAUAUGACCUGGAAAUGGGCUGCUUCCGGAAAACUGCUCACCUACAGUGGAUUUCCUGAAUCUGACGGAGAUACUGAUAAAGAGAGUUUGAGAUGGCAGUGCAUAAUAAUGGAUCCUUCAUUAGAAUACAAGUGA
Molecule: messenger RNA, 1275 nt
Organism: Phaedon cochleariae (mustard beetle)
Lineage: Eukaryota; Metazoa; Arthropoda; Insecta; Coleoptera; Chrysomelidae
Source: the annotation of a GenBank genome assembly